This is a messenger RNA of Coccinella septempunctata (seven-spotted ladybird), 1576 nucleotides long. RefSeq names its product transcriptional adapter 3 (gene Ada3). Bases 186 to 1487 code for a protein of 433 amino acids. NCBI's taxonomy places the organism in Eukaryota, Metazoa, Arthropoda, Insecta, Coleoptera, Coccinellidae. The record is from RefSeq and is a predicted model, not a curated record. Gene Ontology annotation, biological process: regulation of transcription by RNA polymerase II. The transcript is spliced from 8 exons. Gene Ontology annotation, molecular function: transcription coactivator activity. Gene Ontology annotation, cellular component: SAGA complex.
UUUGUAUAUUGUCAACUUUGGAACUUUGACAAAAGUAAAUUUCAGUAAACCAAAAUUUCAUUUUACUCUUAACGAAAUUGUUCAUUUAGUAUAAAAUUAAGAAAUUUCAGUUAUUUUGGAUGCUAUUGCAUUGUAAACCAACAUCGUAACAUUUCAAUUUGGACGCUUCAUACUGUACAACAGGAAUGAAUGGUCUAUCUAAAAAUUGUGCUGGAAAGGCACUCUCUCAACGUAAUUUUGGAAAAGAAAAAGAGGAAGUACCAGUUGAAAAGUCAAAAAAUGAAUUGAUAGCAGAUAGUCAGCUUAAUACAUAUACCAUUCCUUUCAUACGGAUAUCCCAAAAUGCUUCAUGUCUAGCUAAAUAUACAAAUGUUUUAACAAGGUCUUCUGAAGAUGGAAUAACAAUGGACGAUUUGGAUGCUCUUCAGCAGGAUUUAGAAAAACUACUUACAAACUGUGCCUUGAGGAACAGGUUUUUCAGAGCCGAGAUCGAGUCUAUUGACAAAGUUGAAGAAAAACGGGAUAAACGGGGCAAACAGACUUCUCUAAAACGUAAAAGGCAAGAUGAUAAAAUGAAAUUCAAGGAUAUCAAGAAUGGUACUAGAAUUGUUAAAAAGCACGGUCUGGGAGUGAACAAUUUCAUUGUGGAUACACCACCACUGAGACAUGAUAUUCCUAAAGUUGCCUUACCAAAGAAUGAUACUUCUGAGAAGUUCUGGGCAUCUGUUGAGCCUUUCUGUGCCGAGAUCCAAAAAGAUGAUGUUGCAUUUUUAGAUACACUCAUUGAGGAGUGCUCUAAAGAAAUAACUAUUAAAGUACCUGACAUUGGAGAGCAUUUUACUUCGGAAUGGUCUGAUGAGCUUCUCUUUGAGGAGCAGAAUGUUACCAGUACUAAAGGAAAUGAGUUUAAGAAAAAUGGAUUCAGUGCGAUUUUGGAUAGUUUAUCCAAUCCAAAAACACAAAGCCUAUUAUCGACUCUACCAGCUACGUUGGAUAAAUUUAGAGGUACUGUUCCAGUAUCAGAUUUAGGUAUAUUCAAAAACUACAGUAGGAAAGGCUGUAUGGAAAAACGUUUGAAGAAGGAACUUAUUGAUCAAGGAAUUUUGAGUGUUGAGGAUCUCCAAAAGACAACUCCAGAAGACGAAGUUUUACUGGAAAUAAAAAAAUGCCAACAUGAACUAAUUACUGUUAAUGAGUACAACAAAAUGGAACUACACAAACUUAGAAAUAGCGUAGCCAAAGACAUGAAGAGGCAAGAGGUUAAGGAGGCAUUAAAUAGAUGUGAUAAUAAGGUUAUGGAAUUAUACAACAAGAUACUUUUAGCUAAACAGAAAGCGUUGCAAAAUGAAGAUGAAGAUGUUGACAAACAACUAGUAAACGAACAAAUAACUAAGGAUUUCGAAAGUGAAGCAGAUAGCUUAGUCGAGCAACAGUACAUUUUAAAUAGAGAACUUUUAGAUCUGACUGACGCUUCAAUGUUGUACUAGAGGUAAUUUAUCGAUAAAAGAGUAUAUUAUUUUACAUUGAACUGUUUAUAUUGAAAUUUAAUUAUACUAAUUAUACGCAAAUGAAUUUC